Molecule: messenger RNA, 2196 nt
Organism: Adineta steineri
Lineage: Eukaryota; Metazoa; Rotifera; Eurotatoria; Adinetida; Adinetidae
Source: the annotation of a GenBank genome assembly
AUGUCAUCUGGCAAUUCAUGUACAGUUGAUUCAGUAUUUUAUGAUGAAACGACAUCACAAAAAAAUUUUGGACAAGAAUUAUUGAUACCAGAAACAGUUAAACUCGAUUUACUUCUUCAUACAAAAACAUUAGGAAAUAAUAUGAAAUCAUUUCUUACAUUAAUGAAUCAAAAUCAAAUAAGUGUAGAUGAACAAAAACAAGCCUAUGAAAAUAUUAAACAAAAUUAUGAUAAAUUAAUAAAAACAUUAGAACAAAAAAAACAAGAUGGCAUUCUUAAAGAUAUUGAUCUUGAUGUAGAUUUAAAUAAAGAAUUAGAAAUGAUGAAAAAAUUAUUAAAAGAAAUUGCUACACGAAUAACAGGAAAUCUCUAUGGUAAAUUAGCUAAUAAUUCAUCAUUGGAUCGACAUACACUUUUAACAUAUGAUGAUAGUCAUUCAAGUCCAUAUGAUCAAUCUUCUCUAUGUAAUCAUGAUGAUCUUAUGGAUCAAUAUCAAAAAUUAUUAAAUGCUGUUAAUACAGGAAAUAUCAAUCGAAACAAUUUUAUAAAACCUCUAAUAAAUAGAUUCGAAAUUGAUUCAACACAAUUGAAAACAACUAAUUCUCCUCGUGUAUCGACAUUAAGUUUACUCGAUGAUCAAAUAUCAAUAGAAGACAAACAAAAACCAUAUGUUUAUGUAUCUGGAGGUUCAGAAGACGAACAACAACAACAGCAAAGUAAAACUAUAUCACCUAUACCAUACAUGCAAGGUAUUGAAACAACAUCAUUAGAACUCAGUUAUAUACCAUCUACAUCUGUUGAACAUCAUCAAUAUAAAAUCGAACAAGAUCUACAUAUACAUGAUACUCCAAUAGUAACAAGAGAAAAAACUAGCGGGAAUAAACAAGAAUAUAAUCACUAUCAAAUCGAAGAAGAUUUACAUAUACACAAUACUCCAAUAGUAACAAAAGAAAAUAAUAGUGGAAAUAAACAAGAAUAUCAUCACUAUAAAAUCGAAGAAGAUCUACGUAUACAUGAUACUCCAAUAGUAACAAGAGAAAAGAACAGUGGAAAUAAACAAGAAUAUCAUAAACUUGAAAGUAUAUCAAAAAUUGAACAAAAAGAAAUUAUGAAUGAUAUGAAAUAUGAUAAGCAAGCAACUCCAUUAGUAGUACCUAAUGGUAUUCGAAAUUCAACGAUUUCAAGUAAGACAGCACGUGCUAAUGAUUGUGAUAGUGGAUUUAUAACAAAUAAUAUUACGAAGUUUACUUAUGAUAGUAAACAUUCUAUUAGUCCAACGAAUGAAAGUCAUGUACAAUCAUUAGAUGAAGGACAAGAAUCAAUUUCAUCAUCAUUACGUUCGAGUGGAUCUGAUUCGGGAGGCCGCUGUAGUAAAUAUAUCAGAAGAUUUCAUAGUUCAACAUUACAUCGAAAAAAGCCAAUUCAUCAAUCAGAUUCUUGUUUAUCUGAUAUUGGAACACAUAUGAUGGAUACAUUAGAUUCAUUUUCUCAAUCAUUAUCAAAUAAUAAAAAAUUACAACGUAAUCAUCAUGUAUGGAAACCACAAAAAACUUCAAGUCCACACCGUUCAUGUUUAUCUAUAUCUCACCGAGGAACAUCAUUUGGAAGUUUUGAUAUAGAAAAUUCUAAAAUUAAAUCUCAUCAUCCAUUAAUUGUAUCACGAGUUCAAUCAAAAAUAAAUACAAAUCAAAAUUUCGAUCAACAAAAAACGAUACCAACAACUCAUCGAAGUUCACUUCAUAUAAAUCAUACACAAGACAAAACCGAACCAGAUUUACCCAAUAAAUUUUAUUUUGAUAAACAAAAAGGCGUCAUUUAUCGAUAUGAAUCUAAUGAAAACCGAAAUCCAAUAAAAAGUGAUUAUCAAUUAUCUCCACAGAAGAAAAUCCAUCGAUGUGGUCAAUGUGGAAAUGUUACAUCAUAUCAUCAUCGUCGUCAUACUAAAUCCGUAUUACGACCGACUAAAACUCAAGUAGAUGAUCUUGGUUAUGAAAGUGGAUAUAUGAAACGAAGUCAAUCAUGUCGAUAUAUUGACUAUGUAUCAUCAUCCGAUAGUGAUUCCGAUCUAUGUCCAAAUUAUCUUCAAAUGAUUGCAUUAAAUGAAGCUUAUAAUCAAGCUGAAAAAGUUGAAAAUUGUUCACAACGUUUAUCAAGAUUUAUUACUCGACAACUUAAACUUGCUUUAACUCACAUUUAA